CAGGCAUAGUUAACAGAGGCGAUUCCUUCCGUCGAAGAAGCUCACGCAGCAAUAGCCUGUGCCCGCCUUCCAUGGGCGGAGGAGGAGGGGGAGGCACACCUUCUCCAGUUCUAGACGAACCAGGUCAGGUCGCCGAAGUGGCCAAUUACACAGUGGCCUUGUUAGGGGCACAAGGAGUUGGCAAAACAGCACUCAUCAGCCAGUUUAUGACUUCGGAGUGUAUCAAUGCUUAUGACGGACAGAAAGACAUUCUGGGUGCACAAACAGUUUCAAUAAUGCUCAACGGUGAAGAGUCGGAGUUGACUUUUCAGAACACAGCCAGCGUUAAGAACAUUUUGAAAAGUCAUUUGCGUAUGAAAGGCAGACAUUCUAUUGGAUGGCUCUUCCAUAUUCCAAAGCAGGAAGUUGACAAAUCCCAUCCUCCAGAUGCAUUCGUGGUACUCUAUUCUGUGGUGGACAAGGCUAGUUUCUUGAAAGCAGAAGCAGAACUGAACAGGCUUCAAGAUGCCGAUUUGCUGAGGUCACGACCUGCUAUACUUGUUGGAAACAAAAUUGAUUUGGCAAGAAGCAGAGCCGUGUCUACACAAGAUGGGAAAUGCCUAGCCUGCACAUACAGAGCGAAGUUUAUAGAAAUAUCAGUGGGCAUCAACCAUAAUGUAGACGAACUACUGGUAGGCAUUUUGACCCAAAUCAGGCUGAAGGUACUCAACUACGAAGAUGGAGGCCAUAAUCCGCAAUGGUACAAAAGUAGGGGCAUGGUGAAGGCGAGCAUGAAAGCCAGACAAAUGUUCACGUGGCUUUUCGGCAAGGAAGACUCAAAAUUCAAGAAUUGCGAGAACCUGCACAUCCUAUAGCACCCAAAGGAACCGUCGAAUUGUUCGGUUGUGUGAAAAUUUCUGUUGCCAAAUUGAUGAGGAGGCACUACCUACUUCAACUCUACCAUGUUGGUUUCUCUUUAGAAAUGAAUUUAACUAGACCUUCAGAUUCCUUGUUGUGAAGUAGAUAGAGAGGCCCCUCAGAUUGAGAAAGAUGCUUUUUUGGAGCGUCUUUCUCUCAAUGUCGUAUAUGUACUGUUUGCAUUCUGUGAUAAGAUCGCGAGGUCCAGUAUAGUGGUUCCAGUAGCACGUUAUUAAUAUUUUACGAAUCUUCUAAUUAAAAAAUGAUUUAUGUUGAUGUAUGUAGUUCUUCUGUACUUCUUAGCGCAACAGUAUUUCUAACAAACAACAUUCUAAAGUUCCAAGUAUUCUCUGAGCGCACAUAUUUUGGCCAAAAUUUUAUUGCAAAGUUUGUAUUUUAGAUUAUUCGUUCUAGACAGUAUUAACGUGCUUUUGUGGUAAUCGAUGUUGUGACAAACGAACAUUAUACUGCUUCUUUUGAUCUUAAAAAAUGCAAGGCAGUAAUGAUAAAUUUGUAUUCCACCAGAUGUUAAAAAACACCUAAUGUUUGAUUGUUAUCGUUAUUAAUAUUUCCCCGGUUUAUCAAAUAUCCGAAUUACAAUACAUGACCAAAUUUUUUUACACCCCAAUCAUAAUCAAAAGUUUCGUGUUUCACUAUACUGUAGUUACAUUUCUUCCAUAGGAUAUUGAUGCUGGAAUUGGAAGUAUUUGAUUAUCUUCAAAAACCUAAAAUCUCAGGAUGAAACGUGAAAGAAAAAGAAAAUCAAGCCUGUAAGAGCUCUGACAUUAUCUGUGAUCCAUGAGUUCUAUGUGAUUUUUUGUAGAGCAACGACCAAAAAUUAAUAUCAAAAUCCAUAUAGUCUUUCGAAAGCUCUAGUUUAAGUUGAAGUUAAUAGUUUCUUUAGCUUUUGGGUUUUUGAGAUAAUGAAAAUAUUUGUGCCUGAUAAUAUAACGCAUGGUAUUUUGUGAGAUUUGAAAAUAUUAGUUUUUAUCGACUGAUUUACUAAAAAAACAAAGAAAUAUUUUUUCUAUGCCUUAGGAAUGGUAAGUGAUAGUGAAUUGUGAAUAAUAUACUUAUAGUAUGACAGACAAUGUAAUAUUUUUGUCUGUGUAAUAAAUGUAUAUCAAAUUAUUCAUCGUAGUCUUAAACUGUUACUUAGUAAGGAACUUUCUGAGUUCUUUCAUGAGGCCUAACCUAGUUUUCUUCUGAUGUACGAACAGUAUCAGUUUCGAGUAUUGUAGAACAUAACAUGUUACUAAAACAGUUUGUGUUGGUCAAGAAUGGGCAUUGAAUAGCAUAUACUCCGGCUUGAAAGGGUCGUUUGAAAUGUUACGUUGGGCAUUAUACGGAACAUUUUUUCGAUUUUUUACAUAUGUUAAAUUUUUAUUUUGUAUCCUGGUCUGAUUCUUUGUCUUGGUUGCCAGUUUCAGUUUCUUAUUGCCAAUUCUAUAGCCUUGCACGAACACUGAAAAAUUCUUGAAAAUAUCUAUACUGGGGAUUCAGAAAAAUUGGCAAUAUUUCUAGCGUACCUAUAAAGUAGUUCAAAAAAUAAUUUGGACAGUUCAUAUGAGCAUGAGCACUAUAAUGGUCUCUUACACAGGUAUAGGGUGCUGAAAUUAUAAUUUUGAAAUCGAAAAAAAUAUAUCUUCUCAGUGGAUUAAAAUAUUGACAAAAAAUUCUGUACAUGUAGUAUUGACAUAAUAGCCAAUACAUACAGAAAAUAUUGCUUCUGAGUCUACAUCAGUGAUGUAGAAACUGGAAAAUUUAGACCCCUACUCGAGAAAGAAGGAAAUAAUUUUCUGACUUUUUUAGAACAUCUCUAUAGCAUUUUUGAAUAAGGUAUUUAAUUUCUGUCAGACUGGAGAAAAAAUGGUUUGAAUCCUUGAAAUAAAAUCGUCAAUUUGAAAAUACGCUGAGGUUGAUAAAAAAUUGUAUCUAAUGUUUUAGGAGAGUAAUCACCAUAGCGUUGAUACUCAUGUUCUGUCCUGAUUCAGUCUCAUCAGUGGUUUAGAAAUUAUCAGCACCCUGUAUCUUGGUAAUGGAACAUUUUUGGAACAUAGGCUCACGGGAACUUUCUACCCUAAAAAUAUUGCCACAAUUUCCUGUAUCACGCACAUAUUUUGUCCCUCGCCGAGCAAGCACGAUGACUAGAGAUAGGAGGUUAAACUCACAGAGUGGGGGUGAAGUCAGAAAUGGCAACCAUAAAGUACGUUAGUACACUACGCAGGGAUAAAUUUCAGGUGUUGCGUAUAAAGCAUCUCUCUCGUGUGUGCCCUGCGCAGAAUCUAAAAUUGAAGUUUUGUGCAUGUGGCAUCUCUCUCUCUCUCUCUCUCUCUCUCUCUCUCUCUCGCCCUCUCUCUCUGUGUGUGUGUUGCUGUCAUCAUGACUGUAAACAAGUCCAAUUUUGACAGUUCGGACGAGUUGCAAGCAGAAAUAUUGGGCAAUGUUAAUAAACCAAGUAGUAGUGAACCUACAAAUCAUGUUCUAUGCCCACUAGAUUUCCGAGAGCCACACCAUACUGGGCGACAGGAUUGGCUUCAUAUGAAUACGUGUAUCUCUUACGUAGUUUAAAUUCCUAUAUCUAGUCUUCCUACGAUCAAGUUACAGCAAGAAAGAAAAUAACAAAGUUAUUAGUGGAGUUUUUGUCCAGAGUGUAUCGCUACAAAAUUAUUGACCAAGUUAUGUCAAAAUCCAUUCUAUAUGACUAACACAGAAUUAAUUAUAUGUAUAUUAUACAUUUCUAUAUGUAUACACAUAUACUGGGUAUCAGUAGAAGUAGAAAUAUAUUCGACCAACAUGUUUUCUACCUAUAUAACAUACUAUACAAUCUUUCUGAUAUACAUGUUUAUCAAUAUUUAUAUCCAUUUCUUAUUUAUGCCAUUUUAACGGAC
This is a messenger RNA of Acanthoscelides obtectus, 3788 nucleotides long. The record is from the annotation of a GenBank genome assembly. NCBI's taxonomy places the organism in Eukaryota, Metazoa, Arthropoda, Insecta, Coleoptera, Chrysomelidae.